ACUAGUACUGAUGAACUCACUCACACUGACACUAGUUAGCUAUCGAUACUGAAGCAAAUACUAGUAGCAUUCGAGCUAGCUGAUCGAUGCCAUGGGUGGGAAGCUGCUGCAGCUGAUGUCGAGGCUCCACCUGGCCAAGGGCGGCGGCGGCGGCGGGAAGGGCGGCGGCGCGGUGCCGAGGGGCCACUUCGCGGUGUACGUCGGCGAGGCGAGGGCGCGGUUCGUGAUCCCGACGGCGUACCUCAGGCACCCGUCGUUCGUUGCGCUGCUGGAGAGCGCCGAGGAGGAGUUUGGCUUCGACCACCACGGCGGCGGGAUUAUCAUACCGUGCUCUGAGAGCGACUUCGUUGAGCUCGUCGGCAGCCUGAGCUCCUCGUCGCCGUCAUCGUCGUGGCGGCACUGAUCGGUGCUCGUUUCUUCACUGCAAGGAGAUCUUGUUAAUUCUUUUUUCAGUUCGUGGCAUUUGGCAGUAUGUACAUAGCAGCUUUCUUUACCGUCGUGGCAAGUUUGCAUGAGCCACUCCUCCAAAUUCAGGCAUUCUGAAGUACUACCUCCGUUCCGAAUUACUUGUCGCACGUAUGAAUGUAUCUAGAUGUAUUUUAGUUCUAGAUACAUCCAUUUCAACGGCGAGUAAUUUGGAACGGAGGGAGUAGCUGGUGAAUGCUUUUUAAUCGUGACGGUCCAUGUUUUCGGUCCUAUGGUCGAUCUGACUCGGUGCGAAUCUAUAAAGGAACCCAUGGAUUUCAAAUGAUA
This is a messenger RNA of Triticum aestivum (bread wheat), 753 nucleotides long. RefSeq names its product auxin-induced protein 15A-like. The record is from RefSeq and is a predicted model, not a curated record. Gene Ontology annotation, biological process: response to auxin. The transcript has a single exon. Lineage: Eukaryota; Viridiplantae; Streptophyta; Magnoliopsida; Poales; Poaceae. Bases 92 to 403 code for a protein of 103 amino acids.